CCAGCCCCAUGCAGUGCCCUAUUUCUCUCUCUCUCUCUCUCUCUCUCUCUCUCUCUCAUAUACUCUCUCUCUCUCAUAUACUCUCUCUCUUUCUCAUAUACUCUCUCUCUAUAGAGCCCCUUUCCUAAUCACAAGAGUGAGAUAUAAUUAAAAGUGCGAAGAGAAGUAGGGCUGAGUGGCACACAUACAAAUCAUGGGGAGGGGGAAGAUUGAGAUCAAGAGGAUCGAGAACACGACGAGUCGGCAGGUGACCUUCUGCAAGCGGCGCAACGGGCUGCUGAAGAAGGCCUACGAGCUCUCCGUCCUCUGCGACGCAGAGAUCGCCCUCGUCGUCUUCUCCGCCCGCGGCCGCCUCUACGAGUACUCAAACAACAGCGUAAGAUCGACAAUCGAGAGGUACAAGAAGGCCUGCUCCAACAAUUCAAACUCAAGUUCUGCUGUAGAGAUCAAUUCUCAUCAAUAUUAUCAGCAAGAAGCCGCAAAGCUACGCCACCAGAUACAAAUUCUACAGAAUGCAAACAGGCAUUUGAUGGGUGAGUCACUGAGUAAUCUCAGUGUUAAGGAGCUCAAGCAACUCGAGAACCGGCUUGAAAGAGGAAUCACGCGGAUUCGAUCAAAGAAGCAUGAACAGCUGUUUGCGGAGAUUGACUACAUGCAGAAAAGGGAAGCAGAUCUUCAAAAUGACAAUAUGUACCUCCGAGCUAAGAUAGCGGAGAGUGAGCGUGCCCAGCAAGCCAGUAUGGUCUCAGGAGGAGCGGAACUCGAUACUCUCCCGACGUUCGAUUCCAGAAACUAUUACCAUGUCAACAUGUUGGAGGCUGCUUCUCAUCACUAUUCACAACAUCAAGAUCAACCAACCCUGCAUCUUGGUUACGAAAUAAAAGCCAAUCAAGGUUCCAAGAAUUUGCUCUGAGCUAGUUAUUUUGCAUGUUAAUUGGCGUUCUACGCCAUAAACGGUUACGUCAGAAGACGAGUACUCGGUCGAUAUAUGUAGUGUGUGUAUGAGAACAACCACUUCAAUUAUUUCUCUGAACUCAGUUGUUUCUUGCUAUCAGAGAGCAAAAUUUCACA
Molecule: messenger RNA, 1071 nt
Organism: Ananas comosus (pineapple)
Lineage: Eukaryota; Viridiplantae; Streptophyta; Magnoliopsida; Poales; Bromeliaceae
Product: MADS-box transcription factor 21-like
Exons: 8
Coding region: 194-913 (239 amino acids)
Biological process (GO): positive regulation of transcription by RNA polymerase II
Cellular component (GO): nucleus
Molecular function (GO): DNA-binding transcription factor activity, RNA polymerase II-specific; RNA polymerase II cis-regulatory region sequence-specific DNA binding; protein dimerization activity
Source: RefSeq, a predicted model, not a curated record